AUUUGAAAAUAAUUCAAAUGCGCUUUGAUUUGAUUAUAUAGCUAAACGAAUUAAAUAGAUGUAAACAAUAUGGCCCCGUCUACAACCGAUAUUAAUAAUAACUACAUUACUAAUUUCGGACUAUUCAGCAGCAGAAAGGCAGCGUAGAGGCACAGGACCGACAAUUAUUCCUUUAACCGACCAUGAUAAAAUGGAAAUCGUGCGGCAUCACAAUGAUCUGAGACGACUGGGUGGGGCCUCCAACAUGAGAUUUAUGACCUGGGACAGCGAACUUGCGACUAUUGCAGAAGAACAUUCAAAGAAAUGCAAUUUUGAUCACAAUAAAAAUCGUAAACAUUCACGUUGGAGUGUUGGAGAAAACAUAUAUGCAACCAGUGGUAAAAUGACAGGAAGCGAAACUACAAAAGCGAUACAAGCUUGGUAUGAUGAAUUAAAAUAUUUUUCUCACGACUCAAGGACGUGUCAACCCGGAAUGACCUGUGGCCAUUAUACGCAGGUGAUGUGGGCAACUACGUUCAAAGUAGGAUGUGCGAUAUGUUUAUGUGUUGAUAUAACUGGUAUUGGACAGAGGUACAGCGGAUCACUAUUUGUAUGCAAUUAUGCACCAGCUGGAAAUAUCGUUUCACUACCAGGCCGGAAGUUGCUUCCAUUAUUUGAAGAAGGAAAACACUGUACUAAGUGCAAUGAAGACGAUUACUGUCGGGAUUCCUUAUGUGCAAACAGUGCCAGAGAUUUCGUUUUUGAAACGAAAAAUAAAGAAUGCCAAAGUAAAGGCAGCCAAGGCGCAUUCAUAGCCGUGAUAAUAAUACUUUGCAUUAUUAUUGUUAUUCUUGUCACUUUGUUUCUAUUUCGAAGAAGGAUCAGAUUUUCAAACAAUUUUGGAAUAUCAACAGCAGUCAACCAUAUGGUUAGGUUCAGUAACGCGAGCACACCAGCCACAAGCGCGUACAAUACUCCGAAGCAUUCAUUGACUGGCGUAAAUUUACAUGGUAUUUCCAAGCUGACAGCUGCUGACAUCAGUACGCCAUUGGAGUUAUUGAAAGACGAAGAAAGGCGAUGUUCAAGUGCACCAACGACUCCGAGACGCGCGUAUAUAAAAGGAACGGCAACGCCGCCCAAAGCAUCACCACCUGUUCUUCCUCCCCCGCCCAGGCGCCUAUAAAAACAGGCACUGGUCAAAAAAGUGUCCGAAGAGUAACUUGAAUAAUGCUUAGCCCAUACACAAAUAACUGAUUAUAAGUCCUUAGUUGCAUCACCGUGGAGGAUAUCAUAAAUAGCUCGCCAUCUGCUUUUUGUCACCGUAUCCUAUUUUGUAAACAAGAGAGCUAUGCUCAAAUAUAUGAACACGUUGCGCCACAUAGUGUCAAAGUUUGUUGGCGUCAUAGCACACAAAAAACGAUAAAUAAAAGUAAUAGCCUUUUAGUGAAAAAUAUAAUCUUUACUCACUGAAAAUUUCAAAGCAAUUUUUCCAGUAUUCGAAGAGAAAAGCGACUCUAUAAUGAUGACGAAAAAUAACAACAAGAACAACAACAAAAUAUUGAAACGAUCGUUAUGUCCACUAAACGUGUCCAAUGAGAACGAUGGUGUUUAAUAUAAUCGUGUUUAAUAAUAGAAUAAUAGAUAUAGAUUUUGAGUUUUAUUUUCAAUAUAUCUUCUACAUACUCGUAUACGGCACUUUAACUAGUAUGUAUAAAUGGUAUAUUCUCAUUUUUUUAUUUUAAAUUAUAAAUUGUGUGGCAAGAAAAACUGCAUCAUUUCU
This is a messenger RNA of Styela clava, 1759 nucleotides long. Its product is annotated as glioma pathogenesis-related protein 1-like. The record is from RefSeq and is a predicted model, not a curated record. Lineage: Eukaryota; Metazoa; Chordata; Ascidiacea; Stolidobranchia; Styelidae. Gene Ontology annotation, cellular component: extracellular region.